Syzygium oleosum is the source of this 1670-nucleotide messenger RNA. RefSeq lists its product as uncharacterized. NCBI's taxonomy places the organism in Eukaryota, Viridiplantae, Streptophyta, Magnoliopsida, Myrtales, Myrtaceae. The transcript has 3 exons. The record is from RefSeq and is a predicted model, not a curated record. Bases 123 to 1619 code for a protein of 498 amino acids.
AUAAUGUAUGUCCUUGCAAUUCCUGUAUUAUUGAACAUGGCAGUGAAGAAACUACAGAUUGCCAAUCCCCAUUUUCAUUUUACUAGGUUACUUAGCAAUCAAAAAUUGAAAGUACUCCAGCAAUGGACAAGGGAUUCAAGGUUGAAAGUACUAAGCCUCUAAGGAUGCAUUCAGAAAAUCUCAAGGAGAGUCAAAGCAGCGAGCAGUCGACGUCUGCAUCAGAUAGAGAAAUAACAGGAACGAUUGGUAGUGGCGAAAACCGUCCGAAGAAUAACGAUAGGAGCAGAAGUAAUAGCAGUAAUCUGUCGAAAGGAAAUUUAAAGGCCUUGAGUCCUGAACGAGAUCUAUCGGCACUGUCCAAGAGCAAAUUGGGGUCCAUCACUUCCCUGUCUUCAUCUUUGUCCAAUGCAUCAUUAGACGAUAUCUCCCAAGUAGGGGCAGGCGAAUUAAUCAAGCCCGAAGCAGAUGGUAUCGCUCCUUCGCCGGGACAUGAUGAGUAUUGUCCAUUGAAGUUACGGAAAGAAAAGGACGCCGUGAAGGUAUCUUCAAAAGCAGAACACGACUCGGAGUCCUCAGUUGCCGCAUCGACAUCGCCCAUGUCUGACAUCACACACGAGUCGCUACUUCAUAGUACGUCGCCGACGCAGUCUCCUCCAAUCCAGGUGAUGGACCGAUCGGGUGGGUACAGCCCUCAUAGGAUUCCAUCUUCUGUAUUCGAAAGGAGCAAACCUUCGACACCUAUUGAAUGGAGCAUUGCUUCCAAUGAGUCACUCUUUAGCUUACACAUAGGGAACGUCAGCUUCUCAAGAGACCAUGUAACUAUGCCUGCCGAUUCGCUGAAGUCCGAGGAAUUGGGCAGGUCCAACGAGUUCAUUACUAUCAGCUCGCCACCUCCGCAUGAGGUGGCAUCGCUUGACCUAAUCGUCGACAUGGAAAAGAACCCCGCAGCAAAUACCAAGAACACAGAAUUUACCAAGGACGUACGGAAGGAAAAUGGAAAUAGCGGAUUUGUGGAAAAGGCGAAUUCUCCAGUGGUGACUUGGGGUUCCUCUUGCCUUUCCAGUGAAAGUAGAACGAGCCUCCCAUCUUUCUCUUUCCCUGUAAAGAAGAAGAGUUCAUGUCUGAAACCUAAGUGGAUGAGGAAAAUGUGUGUGUGUCGGAGAAAGAAGUGUGUGUGGCCGUUGUGCUACUGUUCUAAUUGUAGUCGGGCAUCCUGCUACCGUAAGUGGACAUGUUGCUUCUGUAAAUGGCCGAGCUGCUUCUGUAAAUGGCCAAGCUGCUUCUGUAAAUGGCCGAGCUGCCACUGUUGCAAGUGGCCGAGCUGCCACUGUAAAUGUCCAAGCUGUUGUUGUCCUAAGUGUAGCUGUGCGUCCUGCUACCAUUGGAACUGUAGCCGAAAACGGUUUUGUUGUUGUUCUUCUACCAUAUUGACGGACGUAGAGAAAAGCAAUCCUGCGAGACUGGAUGCUCGAACUCCCAGAUCAACGGUCAGUGAGCGUGCUUGUUGCUCUUGCCAUUCUUGCCGCCCUUGCCAUGCUUGUUGCUCUUGCCAUUCUUGCCGCCCUUGCCAUUUUUGUAACUCUUGCGAUUGUUGCUGUCAUCUUGGCCUCUGUUGCUAAAUUUUCACAUUCUAAAGUUUUUAUAAAUUGUCAAUCACAGUAGUUCUUCCA